GUUGAGGGUGGGGCGCCAGAGGGAGAGAGAACGUCCUCUAGCUGUGUGCAAGGACACGGCCCUGAACGGUAAAACAGCUUUACUGCUGUUUCCAGCAUCUUGCGGGACGAGGAAAAGGUUCAUCAAUCGAUUUGAGUUUCGACUUUGGGAUAAGUGCGUGUUUAGCGUUUAUACACUGAAUUGUGAUUGCCUGAAUUAAGUUUUCAAACGUCGGCGUGUCACGAAUUUGAAGAAGUUUCCAAAAGUUUUCCAAAACUGCAAACUCCAGUCGGACGACAGGAGAGGAGAUAAUAUGAUUCUUCAAGGAGACCAGCUCCCUCUCCAAUAAGAUAAUGGAGUCUUACAUCUGUGGAGGAUGGUGGCGAUGGAAGUUUCGUAACGUCCUGCCAGUUGCCCUCCUGUUGAUGUCCCUGCAAAGACAAGCAGUGUUGAGCUGUAGUAACUCCAACUGCGUUGUGGUGCUCAAGGACUCCCAGGGUGAAUUCAACUCCCCCUGCUACCCACAAGAUUACCCCAGUAGUCAGGCCUGCAAGUGGACUCUGCAGGCUCCAGCUGGAUUCAUUGUGCAAAUAACCUUCUCUGACUUUGAGCUUGAGGAGGCCCUUGGGUGCAUCUACGACCGCAUCAUUGUCAACACCGGCAACCAAGAUGUUAAGUUUUGUGGCUUAACAGCCAAAGGACUGACGCUAAACUCCACCGGCAAUGUGAUGGAGGUGUCAUUUAACUCAGACUUUAGCGUCCAAAAGAAAGGCUUCAGUGUCAGUUACAGGCAAGUUGCCGUGGCGCUAAGGAACCAGAAGGUCACAGUGUCCAACGGCGCAGGCAAAGUGGUCCAAGUCUCCAACUCGGUGACCAUACCUACCCUUCAACAGUUCACUGUGUGCUUCGAGAUAGCCCGGCCCAACCAAAAGAGCAAGGAGACUAUCUUCUCUUACACCCGGCUAGAGGACAGCAGCGGUGAAGAAGCCCUCAGCUUCGGAAAUAACCAGGAUGGAAUGGCACUGGUCAUGAGUAACGAGACAUGUCUGAUAGACUCUAUCCUCAACGCCUCAGACUUCACUUCCACCAUGAAGCAAUUCUGUCUCACGUGGGCCUCCACCACAGGCAAAGUGACCCUCUACUUCAACAGCAUCUACAGGGUCAAGACCUGCUCCAACACAAUUGGGCACUCGGUGGGGGCUGGGGGGCUCUUCAGGCUGGGGUCCCAUAGUAGCUUUGAUGGGACCAUCUAUAACUUCCGCUUGUGGAAUUAUGCCAUGGACAUGACACAGCUGGUCGCCCUCACCUGUGAUGCUGUCGGCAAUGUCAUCGACUGGGACAACAGCUUCUGGGACAUCCCCUCUUCACUGGCACAGACGGACAGCGCACUAAGCUGCAUCUGUUUCCCACAUUGCAUACACUUAACAACGGCUGCUCCAUCUAGUGGUACCUCUGUACCCGUCUAUACAUCACAAACCACCAGCUGUGCCUCUCCUGGACUGGGCUGCCCAGCAACAUUAACUUCCACCAGCUCAUCCAUUGUCACCACUAACAUGAUUGCUACUAAUUCAACAACCCACGUUCUCUCUGCUACCACUUCAUCUGCCACCACUACUAGCAUGCCUCUAACUACCAGCUCAUCAACUGUUCAAACCACUACCACGACCACUCCUGCAGCUACAACUAAUGUGCCGACAUUACCCAGCACAACCACUGCAACAUUAACUUCCACCAGCUCAUCCAUUGUCACCACUAACAUGAUUGCUACUAAUUCAACAACCCACGUUCUCUCUGCUACCACUUCAUCUGCUACCACUACUAGCAUGCCUCUAACUACCAGCUCAUCGACUGUUCAAACCACUACUACGGCCACUCCUGCAGCUACAACUAAUGUGCCGACAUUACCCAGCACAACCACUGUUACUCAAACCAUUAUCCCAUCUGCAGCAGCCGCUACUAACACACCUCUAUUCUACAGCACAACCAAUGCACUGACAGCUUCUGCUACAACCAUUGUUUCAAACCCAGCUACAACUAACUUGCCUACCACUAACAACACAGUGCAUGUAACGACUACUCCCCCAUUAUCCCCUACUACUAACACCCCAGCUAACAUCACCACUACCCCGGUGUCUGAAGCCACUACUCCCCCACCGUCCUCGACUAACAUGUCUCCUACUGUCAUGUCCACUAACAUCAUUAAGCUGGAGGGUCUUUUCUACAGGAUCUCCUUUGUUGUCAAUGACAAGGAGGCCAAACUAACAGAGUCUGAUGUUGAGAAAACUGUUGCACAAUGGCUCAAUCAAACAUUCCAAAACUGGACACAUGUGGUCUAUGUCGAUAAUUUCAGAAUCCAGCCUAACAGUGACUCACAGCUUAAGAGGAGUGCCAGUAAAAAAUUCACUUGCCAGGCCCUGCUGGUCUAUCAGACCAGCACCAAUGUGACCCUGGAAGAAGUAGCCAUCUCCACCAGGAUGGUGGGAAGCAGCCCUAACAUUGGCAAUGGACUGGAGCUAGAAACUGUCAACGUGCAGUCUGUCGAGAACUGCCCAGAGGAAACUCCCCUCCAUUAUAUCUGGCCAGAGAGCAGACCAACGGUCACUCAGUAUGUCCCCUGUUUCCCCAACAAAGACCAGACUGCAUCCAGAACAUGUGUGAUCAGCCCCCUGAAUUACACAGCGUUUUGGGGCGCCCCAGACAUCAGUAAUUGCACUGAUAUCGAUUCCAUCAAUGUUUCAGCAGAGAACGCUGCUGAAGUUGCCGACCAGCUUGCUGACAUCACCAACAACGAGCUCUCCACAGACGAGGUGUUCAAGGUGGUGGGCAAAGUGAAGGAGCUGGUCAACGUGGCCAAGAUCAACACCACUCUGGCCACCACCGUAUUGAACAUCAUCUCCAACGUGAUGACCAGCUCUGUGUCAGCCCUGGCUGUCGCCUCAGAGAGGACAUUGAAGACGGUGGAUGAGCUGGUUCAGAAGUUAGAGUUUGAUGGGCCUUCAGUGAGCAUCACCUCUAAAAAUCUGGCUCUGGGCAUCUCAACACUAAACCAUGGCAAGUUCAACGGGACCUCCUUCAGUGCCUUCAUACAGCCCAACACCACAGACCUCCAGAUUGACUUUGAGUCUAAUCAGCUGAAUCCCCUGGCUCAGGUCACACUGCCAGCUACUUUGCUCAAAAACCUAACCGACGCUGAGACCGCUGCCAUCUCCAGGAUUAACUUCAUGUUCUUCAGCAAGAUAGGACUAUUCCAGGACAAACAGGACGGGAUGUCUCUUAACAGCUAUGUCGUGGCCAGCAGUGUGGGCAAUUACUCCAUCAGUAACCUGCAGGAUCCCGUGGAGAUUGAGAUAGUACACCUGAAUUACCAGCCAAAGCCAAAGCCAACCUGCAUGUUCUGGGAUUUUACCAUGAAAAAUGACUCAGGUGGCUGGAACAGUAAAGGCUGCAGGGUUAGUCCCAUGUCCAAUGGAAACAAGACUAUCUGCCUCUGUGACCAUCUCACACACUUUGGCAUUCUAAUGGAUAUCUCUGGAUCUGCUGCACAGAUUGAUGAGAAAAACACCAAGAUUCUUACCUUCAUCACCUACAUCGGAUGUGGCAUAUCGGCCAUCUUCUCUGCCGUAACGCUUCUGACUUAUAUUGCCUUUGAGAAGUUGCGUCGUGACUACCCGUCCAAGAUUCUGAUGAACCUGAGCACGUCACUGCUCUUCCUCAACAUGGUGUUCCUAUUGGAUGGCUGGCUGGCCUCCUUCGAAAUGGAGGGCCUGUGUGUGGCUGUGGCCGUCUUCCUCCACUUCUUCCUGCUCACAUCCUUCACCUGGAUGGGCCUUGAGUCCAUCCACAUGUACAUCGCCCUGGUCAAAGUUUUCAACACCUACAUCCGGAGGUACAUUCUCAAGUUCUGCAUCGUCGGCUGGGGUCUGCCUGCUGCGAUAGUUGCUACAGUGGUAGCUAUUGACAAAAACUCCUAUGGGAAAAUGGAGUAUGGAAAGGGGGACACUGGACAAGGCUCUUCUGAAUUCUGUUGGAUCCGGAGCCAUGUGGUGUUCUAUGUAACGUGUGUGGGCUACUUCUCUGUCAUCUUCCUCCUGAACGUGGCCAUGUUCAUCGUGGUUAUGAUCCAGAUCUGCGGUCGCAACGGGAAGCGUAGCAACCACACACUGCGUGAGGAGGUGCUGAGGAACCUGAGGAGCGUCAUCAGUCUCACCUUCCUCCUGGGCAUGACCUGGGGCUUCGCCUUCUUCGCCUGGGGACCCGUCAACCUGGCCUUCAUGUACCUCUUCUCCAUCUCCAACUCACUGCAAGGUUUAUUCAUCUUCAUAUUCCACUGUGCACUGAAGGAGAAUGUCCAGAAACAGUGGAGGAGAUACUUGUGUUGUGGCAGAUUCCGCCUGGCAGACAACUCAGACUGGAGCAAGACGGCCACUAACAACACCAAGAAGGUCAGCUCAGACACGGUGGGGAAGUCCCUGUCCUCCAGCUCUUUUGGCUCCAGUACAGCAAACUGGACUUCCAAAGCCAAAGCAACUCUAAACCCCUUUGCAAAGCGCAACAGUAAUGCAGGUAAAGGUUACUCCAACCAGACCAAUCCUAAAAGUGUCUCCUUGGAUGGUGAGGCCUCCUCUUCCUCCUCCUCCAUCAUCCCAGUGCACCAAGUCAUUGACAAGGUCAAAGGUUACUGCUCGGCGCGCUCUGACAACUUCUACAAGAACAUCAUCAUGUCGGACAGCUUCAGCCACAGCACCAAGUUCUAGACCACCCGGCACUUCUCUUUUUCUCCCUGCUUUUUCUGCUACCCCCUAACCAGUGGUGAUCUCCCCCAGUCCACAGUCUCACCCCAGGGUUGUAGCUUCCAGAGCAGCAGGGCUGUAAUUGUUUUUACUGUACAAUAUUUGACUUAAUCAGCUGGUCCAGUCAAUGAGAUGUACUGAAAGGGGAAGUGGGAAAUGCAUAGUUCUGUAGAAAAGGGAAGGGCUAAGCGGAGAAUGGAGUUUGGGAUUUACAUACUGUGACAUUAAUCUUUAACUGGCUAUGUGUUGUGUAAAUAUUUAUGGUAUAUCUAAUACGCCCACUAUAAUUGAUUCUCAGUUGGUGUUGCACAUGCCUUGGGUUUUCAGUAGGGUCACCUUUCCUGUACAGAACUAUCAACAAUCUUAACUGUUCUGUUCUCAUUCUGCAAUCUGUAGAAAUCCAGUAUGAGCAACAGGGAAGCAAAAUCCUCCAAUCUGGACCAAAUAUUCAGGCUUAGGCCUAUAUUUCAAACCCAAAGACUACCAAACGUGAGGGAGUUUUUAAAAGCUGUAGCAUUGUCAACGUGUGCUCAAAAGGAACAGGUUGAGGUGUAGUUCUGGCUUUAGUCAUCUAUUUGUGAAUCCUGUGUGUGUUUAUUUGCUGGAAAGCAAUGUUAUGUUCCUUUACAGUGCCUUGCAUGAGGAGGUUUUGCAUAAAGUACUUUAUCUUGGUCAGCGUACCAACAUCAUCAUCACGACUAUGUUAUAUUUGUCAUGUAUAUAUUUUUUAAACCUUCAGAUGCUCUACUACUGAAUAACACAUGCAGAAAUGGAUGUCUGGUAUUGGUCCAUUCACUACUACUUCAUUUUGGUCACUUCGAUUUAGGACAACCUCUGUGGGUGACCUGUGUUUAAAGUGUCAUUUAGUCUGACCCUUCUAUGGAUAGAGGUUACCAGAGCCAUGUAUUUACACUAUAUAUAUGGCUGUAGAAGUUACUAAACCUGCAGCCAUUAAACUUAGAUUUGGUAAAAGAGUUUCAUAAACAUUCCACAUUGAAUUGUUCCGCAGUACAGCAACUCACAACAUACUGUAAUGAUUGAAAAGGGACAACAAAACACUGGCAUUAUUUGUUCAUCCACGUUCAUGCCAACAUUUUAAAAUGGCAACAUGUUAAUCUGCUCUUCCGUGUUGCUUUAGUUUAGCUUAAUAUGGUAGUCUUAUUUUCCCACCAAUAGGGGAACUGAAUAUAUUGCAUUACGUUAAAUGUUGCUGUGUGAGCUAUUGUUGUUUGUGUUUGUGAAGCGAUGGAACAAUGUUGUUUAAAAGUGUCUUUAUAUUUAUUUCUAUAGAGCUUUUCGCAUUUGUUAUUCCUCUUGAAUCCCCAAUGCCAGUUGAUCAGGACUAUACCCCUGGAUAGAUUGAUAUACUGUUUUUGUAAAGAUGGACCUUGGUGGGCAAACAAAGCUUCGCUCUUGACCUGGGCAGGCGAACUGGGCCAGUUAUAUUUUGGAAGCAGUCAGUGUUCUCAACUGUUCUUUUCCAGCAUCAGGAAAAUAAUCGGAGCAUCAAUGAGAAAUUCCCUCAGGGGCCAAAUUUCAAGAGGUAAUGUGGUGUUGAACAGAUUUGGGGUCUUCAUUUCAAGAACGUGUGGGAAGGGAUUACAGUGGGUUGAGAUCGCAAGAUGGAGUUCUCAUCUUUACAUUGAAUUGGAAAAUGACUGCUGGCAUCAUCGUUAUACAUAUUUGAAUAAGAUAUCCCAAAAUACACAUUUCCCAAUAUUCAACAAAGUAGUUAUCAACCUUUAUCCAGUCAUGUUAUUUGUUAUAGGCUAUUAUUUAGAGGUGCACAUUGUUCUAUCAAUGCAGAAAGAAUCCAGACAUCAUUUUCUCUGAUUCAAUUGUACAUUUCCCUAAUAAUUAAAUAAUGUUUCCAGGACAAAGAGCUAGGAAAUUACAAUGGUUAGAUCCAAACCAAUAUUGUACUUAGAUGUAUCACUGAUUUAAUAUGGAUGGUCUGGGUCUAUUUGAAAACAUUCUCCAAACCCUGUUAUUAGUUUUUCCACAACUUUUGUCAAUAAUAUAUUUUCUUGAAGCUGUCUCUGUAUGUCUCAACACCAUUGAUGAAUUGUGUUUCACCAAUAAAGGCAAUUAAAAGAACUGAAA
Oncorhynchus gorbuscha (pink salmon) is the source of this 6872-nucleotide messenger RNA. Its product is annotated as adhesion G-protein coupled receptor G6-like. Gene Ontology annotation, cellular component: membrane. NCBI's taxonomy places the organism in Eukaryota, Metazoa, Chordata, Actinopteri, Salmoniformes, Salmonidae. Gene Ontology annotation, molecular function: G protein-coupled receptor activity; laminin binding. The transcript has 35 exons. Gene Ontology annotation, biological process: cell surface receptor signaling pathway; adenylate cyclase-activating G protein-coupled receptor signaling pathway; heart trabecula formation. The coding region runs from base 333 to 4733 and encodes 1466 amino acids. The record is from RefSeq and is a predicted model, not a curated record.